GGCAUUUCCUGCCGUCCGCGCUCACAGAAUACACAGCUGUACGCCAGCGGUUAUGGAAUGCUAUGGACCGCUAUUUUAUCUCUCCAUCAUCUUCCACCUCUUGAGGAUGCAGGUGUGCACGGUUAACUUCCAACUUCCAAGCGUUUCGCGUCUGGAAAGCAGCGUUUCGAGCGGCCUUUGCACAUUUUAAGACGGCAUAAUUCGCGAGCUUCACUUUUGUUUCGGGACGAACGCGAGCUUCGUAUACAGUUCAUUUACAUUGAAUACACGAGAGACCGUUACUGAGGCGGUCGGAAUCGAAUAAGACAACCAGACCCGUUCCAGAGAUCCGAGAUGAAGUCGUGUGGAUACGUCUAGAUCUCCUGCCACGUUUCUGUCUUCGAGGGCUGAAGUUGCGACUGCAACAGAGGUGGACAGACUGGCUGGUACAAUGAAGGAGGAGAACUUGUUCCGCAGGCGGUUCUCUCUCUGUCCCACAGCCACGUCACCUCCAAAGAUUGACCCCCGUGUGCUGACCCGCAACUUGUCCUAUGGAGGAGACAAUGAACUGUACCCUCUCAGCCCAGGUAAUGAAACGGAGCGGAACGGUUUGCCCUUACUGAGGGACGAGGUCAGCCCGGCCCGCUCGCCCAGCAGUGUGUCAGAAUCCAGGAUGUUUAUUGGUUUGGAGAAAGAGUCUUCUUCGCCCACGGAGAAGCUGGCAAGGAAAGAAUCGCUUAAGGUUCAGAAAAAGAACUAUCGACAAGAGAAGAAGAGAGUUGCCAAAGAACUCUUUAGUGCACUUAAGGAUCCAAGUGUGGUUAUUAUGUCCAACUGGCUAAAGAUUCGGGGAACAUUGAAGAGUUGGACAAAGUUGUGGUGCGUCCUGAGGCCUGGCAUCCUCCUUAUUUACAAAACACCUGGUUCAGAUCACUGGGUCGGCACAAUUCUUCUCAAUGCCUGCAAACUCAUCGAAAGACCCUCAAAGAAGGACGGGUUCUGCUUCAAACUCUACCAUCCAUUGGACAAGUCAAUUUGGGCCAUGAAGGGACCUGAAGGAGAAACGGUUGGCUCCAUCACACAACCCUUGCCUAGUAAUUUGAUUUUCAGGGCGGCAUCUGAAUCUGAUGGACGCUGUUGGAUGGAUGCUCUGGAACUGGCUCUCAGCUGCUCCAGUCUGUCCAAGAUGACAGCAAAGAGCUGCAGGGAUGGAGAUCUAAGCAGUUCCUCAGAGUCCUCACAUAUACUUCAGCUGCUGCAAUCUUCUGCUCUCACCGACCAGGAGCUGUUGCAGUUGAAUGACUCCAUGUUGGAAAAUAAUAUGGAGAACGAUGCCAACUCAGACAAAUCAGAGAGGGAGGCGCAUGAAGACUCGGAUAAUGCGGCCAAUGAAAAUGGAGGCCGACUGACGGAGGAGAGUGACAUGGACCAAUCAGAUGACGUCUGCCUCCAGGCAACGGGAUUUGUUGAAGAAGCCCAUGAAGAGAUGGGAGAGGCUGGCGAGGCGUCCCAGGUUGAGACUGUCUCAGAGGAAAAUAAAGGUUUAAUAUGGACACUCCUAAAGCAGCUGAGGCCGGGAAUGGACCUUUCGAAAGUGGUUUUGCCAACAUUUAUCCUGGAGCCACGUUCAUUUCUGGACAAGCUGUCAGAUUACUACUACCACGCUGACCUGCUGUCCAAGGCUGUGACGGAGGAGAGUCCAUACUGCAGGAUGAAGCAGGUCCUGCGUUGGUAUUUGUCAGGUUUCUACAAAAAACCAAAGGGGCUGAAAAAACCUUACAAUCCUAUUCUAGGAGAGAUGUUUCGAUGCUGCUGGCUACAUCCACAAACAGACAGCUGUACAUUUUACAUGGCCGAGCAGGUUUCUCAUCACCCUCCAGUUUCAGCCUUCUACAUCAGCAAUAAAAAAGAUGGAUUCUGCAUUAGUGGAAGCAUUCUGGCCAAAUCAAAAUUUUAUGGGAACUCAUUGUCUGCAAUAUUAGAUGGAAAGGCCAGACUCUUGUUUCUGACCCGAGAUGAAGAGUAUAUCAUCACAAUGCCAUACGCUCACUGUAAAGGUAUUCUUUAUGGCACAAUGACAUUGGAGCUUGGUGGGAAAAUCACCAUUGAGUGUGAAAAAACUCAAUGUUAUACAGAACUUGAAUUCAAAUUGAAGCCUUUUCUUGGCAGCUCUUGUAAUGUUAACCAGAUUUCUGGAAAGAUCCGUAUCGGGGAGGAUAUUCUGGCUACAGUAGAAGGACACUGGGACAGCAAAGUGCACCUGAUAGAGAAGAAGACUGGCCACCAGGAGGUGCUGUGGAACCCUGGUCCAGACAUACGCAGACAGAGGCUGAAGAAACGAGUGGUGCCGAUGGACCAGCAGGAGGCGUUCGAGUCUGAGAGGCUGUGGCAGCAUGUGACCCGGGCAAUUAAUGAUAAAGACCAGAACAGAGCCACCCAGGAGAAGUUUGUGCUGGAAGAGGCUCAGCGGCAGGAAGCCAGAGAAAGAGCCGAGCGAGCCUGGAACCCACGACUAUUCACUCUUAAUGCUGACACCAAUGAGUGGCACUACAAACAUGCCGACACUAAGCCAUGGGAUCCGGAACACUGUCUGGUGCAGUUUGAGAAAGAUGGCAUCAUCCAAACUAAAGAGAAGUCACAGCGCCGACGCAACCGUUUCUCCUACAGCCAGGACUGGGCUGGACAGCAGAAGGUGCGGGUGAACGGCAAACACAGGAAGUCCAGCAGUCAGCCGUCCAGCUGCAGUCAGAACACAGAGAGUAGCAGCACCACACCAGAACCCAACCAUGAGUCAUCCGAUAAUGAAGGCUUUAUGAACCAGUGUGCCAGAUGCAGUAAAGAAGUGAAGGACAUCGCUCUCAUAGAGGCCUCGGUAGCAGCUAUACAGAAAACACAGCAAGACAUACAAAGAAACCUGAGUGCACUGGGUCGUCAGAUAGCAAGGCACAAGACGGCAGAGGAGAGUAAGUCCUUGAGCGGACGCCACUGUCUCAUCCUCUGCAUGCUGUUGCUCUUCCAGCUACUCAUCAACCACGUCUUCACUUGAGAUGCUGUCACCUAGCGACCAUCGCCUAGCAAUCGUUGCCUAGCAAUAAACACAGCCAAACGAUCACCAUCACACAGCCCCUCGAAUGCCCCACCCGUGAUGUUGCUACCAACUGUAGCAACCACACCAUCAAGCACUAAGCACUUCAAUUAGGGAGAAAGAGACUCUUGUUUUAAUUAAUAUGACAGAUAAUCAUUUCAGAGUGGAUGUAAACCGAUGUACUGCCACUCUCAAUAAUUGUCGCGCUCCCAUUUUCCUAUGUACUUCCCUUUCUUUGCAAUAUGGGUCAUCUUUUUUUUCUUUUUGAAUGCAGUUGAAUGGGUUUGUGUGUCUGUGUGUGCGCGUUACUCACAAACUCCUCUUCCAUUUAUACACCGGGCCUUAAUACUGAUGCCAAAAAGGGGAAAAAUGAACUGAGAGAUCAGUUAAGUCCGCCAGAGCAAUUUGUUUUUUUUUUUUUUUUUUUUUUUUUGCUCACACAAAUUUGCUCAUCUUAUGAUUUUUUUUUACCAAAACAGUGUUCCUGUACAGAACAAUACAAAGAAAGAGUAAAUGUUUACAAACUUGAUUGUACACCACACAAAGGAGAACGAUGCUCUGACACCAAAAGCGUAUAGUGUAGAUGUAGAAUAGAAUCGGCGGUGGCACUACAAUAAAAGAAUGAACAAUCAGCCAUAAGACUGAGAUAUUCAUAUUCGUGACUGUUUGUUGGGCAUUGGGGAAGUCAUUCACAAUAGGGACACGUGAGGCCUUCUGGGAAGUUCCAGGUCAUUUGUGUUGCUCGGGUGAAGCGAGAUGUGUUUGCUAACGAAGGCAUGACUGGCUAGUCGAAAGUGUAUAUAGUUGUUUGAAACAUUUGAAAUUAAGAAUGUAUUUAUUUGAUCGUUUCACUUGAUUUGUUUUUAUAUAUUAACAUACUGUUUAAAAGAACACGUUCAUUCAGGUUUUCCAGGAGCAAGUAUAGUUGAGCACCAAUUUAAAGCAGGGAAAAUAAGUAUUGAACACGUUACCAUUUUUCUCAGAAAAAUUUCGAUAUUUUGAAAGGUGCCGUAGACUUGAAAUUUUUCACAGAUGUUGGUAACAACCAAAUAAAUUACGUAAACUAAAGUAAUUAGUUUACCAAUUAAGUUAUGCGUAGGCCCACACGGAAUCUGCGCGCGCAGAAUUCUGCAGAUUUUUAGCCCAUCAUUAAUUCUGUUUAUUUACUUGAGUAAAUGUGUGUAAAUCUAUAUUUAUUCAGUUUUUAAAUUAAGUACAGUAAUAUUAUUGACUAAUAUGAAAACGUUCAUCUGAUUUAUGUACAAUGCAGUUUGUACAGUAAUAUUUUCUGUCUUUUAGUAGAUGUUAUAUGAGCGACUUGCUUUGUUUACCAAAUAAAGUGAAUCUAAUUGGAUUUGCAUUUUAAACAUUAAAUAAAAGUUAAAAAGAUAUUUUUUUGUUUCACAUAUCAAGGUUUUAGUUAUGAUACUCCCAAAAUAAUUCCGCAGAAAUCUUCAGAUUUUUACCAAAAUUCUCCCAGAAAUAGCAAAAAAGUCUGCAGAUUCCAUCUGGCCCUAGUUACGCGUAAUAAAAUGAAAUGACACAGGAAAAAAUAUAACUGCAAUUCUAUGCCAAAAAUAAUCGAGCACAUUGGUGAUGAGAAGUAAACUGCGCGAAGAUUAGGGACCUACAUGUGAGGAAAUCAUUCAUCAAAUCCCAGCUAACUUCCGGAAAGGGAGGGUAACCAAUAGUGUUGGAGAUAACAAUUAAACCAAGUCCUGCCUCAAAACUGACAAAAAUAAAAAGUUUCGCGUGAGCAGAAAGAACUGAUUGUGAGCAUAACCUCACUCAUGAGAGCGUACAUCCUGCGCAAAGAUAAUGAUGCAUGCACAAGGGUUUACAACGAGCUCACGGGUGCCCGUUUCCUCACGCUGGAUCAGUUCAGCAUGCACGUGAACAUCUGCUGUUCCACUAUUGCGCAUGCAAGCUAUAGUUUCCUCGUGUGUAGGUCUGUAAUCUUUUUGCGGUUUACUUCACCUCACAUGGAAUUGCCGUCACAGAAAAAGUAUUGAACACAUGAAAAAAGGAAGGUGUAGAAAGGCAGUGAAAUCCUAGACAGCAGCUGAAAUCUCUCAGUAGUUCUUCAGCAACCGUCUGCCCAUUGUAAGUGAAUAUUGCUGCUUCAGUCCAACAUCUACAUUAGCAGGAUGAUGAAACCAGGGUGGACAUUUCAGCAAGACAAUGAUCCAAAACACAGGUCUCAAAUGCUUUCAGAGAAAGAAAAUCAAGCUGUAGAAUGGCCCAGCCAAUCACCUGAGCUGGAUCCAAUGUAAACUACAAAUUAAAGAUCAGAUUUGAUAGUCAAGACCCACAGAACCAUCAAGAUUUUACACUCUGUUGAAGUCUGUGGAAAAACACAUCUGAGGAAUUCAUGUGACUUCAUUAUUCCAUAUGAGUGGAGUCUUUAAGCUGCCAUCAACAAAAAAGCAUUUUUUAUAAGAUAUUAAAUUCUAUUAGUAGUAUAGUACUUUUUCCCUUGUGUCAUUUCAUUGUUAUUACACAUGACAAAAUUUUCAGAUUGUUUUUAGUUUAGGUUUUUUACAAAAUCUGGUUCAAUUUGAUGUCAACUGCUCCUUUAAAAAUUUAUUCAUAGGAAAAAACAUGACGUGUUCAAUACUUGUUUCCCCUGUUGUACUUCUUCCUAAGGUUUGUUUGUUUGUUGUUGUGAUGUAAAAUUUGAAUGUCCCUUUAGCUGGGAACUAAUAAGGUCAAAGUACAAAACUUCCAAUUCAGGAUUCAUAUUGGAAUAUUUAGUUUGUUUUGCUUUAAUGAUGCUUGCACUCUUGAGCCACAGUUCAACCCAUUAAAAUUUAACAUUUUUACUUUUGUUUCUUUUUUUUUUACACAGCACUCAGUACAAUGUCAACUUGUCUGACAACUGAAAUGAAUGAGAUGUCAAUGCCUCACUGUUUGUGAAUGAUUGUUGCAAUUACAGCACCACAGUAAAACUUACAUUUCAA
Messenger RNA from Danio aesculapii, 6024 nucleotides. RefSeq names its product oxysterol binding protein-like 5 (gene osbpl5). Gene Ontology annotation, biological process: phospholipid transport. NCBI's taxonomy places the organism in Eukaryota, Metazoa, Chordata, Actinopteri, Cypriniformes, Danionidae. Gene Ontology annotation, cellular component: cytosol; membrane; intracellular membrane-bounded organelle. Gene Ontology annotation, molecular function: sterol binding. The record is from RefSeq and is a predicted model, not a curated record.